Molecule: messenger RNA, 5498 nt
Organism: Pseudophryne corroboree (corroboree frog)
Lineage: Eukaryota; Metazoa; Chordata; Amphibia; Anura; Myobatrachidae
Gene: IQGAP3
Product: IQ motif containing GTPase activating protein 3
Exons: 38
Coding region: 88-5019 (1643 amino acids)
Biological process (GO): regulation of GTPase activity; mitotic actomyosin contractile ring assembly actin filament organization
Cellular component (GO): cell cortex
Molecular function (GO): calmodulin binding; actin filament binding; GTPase activator activity
Source: RefSeq, a predicted model, not a curated record
GUCAGUUGCUCCGGAAGAGGCUGGCGGCGGGACAUUCAAACCGUAGUGUAAACACAAGAGCUCAGCGGCCGCAGCGAUCCGGGAGAGAUGGGGACCAGAGCCGGGCCCGGGCCGCCCAACAACGGGUAUGAGCGCCUCACAGCCGAUGAGAUGGAUGAGCAGAGGCGACAGAACAUUGCUUACCAAUACCUAUGUCACUUGGAGGAGGCGAAACGGUGGAUGGAAUCCUGUAUGAAUGAGGAGCUGCCGCCCCCCUCUGAGCUGGAGGAAAGCUUGCGCAAUGGAGUCACUCUCGCCAAGCUGGGGAAUUUUUUCGCCCCAGAGCUUGUUCCUCUGAAAAAAGUCUAUGACUGUGACCAGAUGCGAUACAAGGCGGCAGGACUUCAUUUCCGGCACACGGAUAACAUCAAUCACUGGCGACGGGCCAUGUGUCACAUUGGGCUUCCUACGAUGUUCCAGCCUGAGACAACUGACAUAUACGACAAGAAGAACAUGCCACGUGUUGUAUACUGCAUCCACGCUCUCAGUUUAUAUCUAUUUAAGCUGGGACUGGCUCCCCAAAUACAGGACUUAUAUGGAAAAGUGAAUUUUACAGAGGAGGAAAUCAAUAACAUGAAGUGUGAGCUGGAUAAGUACGGAAUCCAGAUGCCGGCGUUCAGCAAAAUCGGGGGAAUCCUCGCUAACGAGCUGUCGGUGGAUGAGGCGGCAGUGCACGCUGCCGUCAUCGCCAUUAACGAAGCCGUGGACAGACGGGUAACGCAGGACACUAUGGCCGCUCUGCGGAACCCAAAUGCUGUGCUGCUGAACCUUCAAGAGAAGCUGGCAGCGGUGUACCAGGAGCUUCUCUUUCAAGCCAAGUCCACAAAGACGGCAAACGCCCGAAAUAAGGCUGCGCAGAAGACCUCCGACAGCCAGGAUAUAUAUGACAGUUGCCUGACUCAGGCUGAAAUACAGGGGAACGUCAACAGAGUCAAUGUACACGCGGCUUUAGAGUACGUGGAUGAAGCGUUGGAGAGAAAGGACGCGCUGGGUCUCUACACAGCUCUUCAGGAUUCCGCCCUCUUACUGCGCAGGUUACAGCGGGAGAACGCAGAAUGCUACCUGGAGCAACUCGCCAGUGAUCGGGAACAAAAAGCCAUUGAGCUGAGCUAUAUGGACCUCCUGGAGAAGGAGGAGCUGCAAGCUGGGGUGGAUGCGGCCAAUCAGAAUGCCAGCCGUGAGCACGCCACGGAACUGGCUGUCUCCCGCAUCAACACCGCUCUCCGCAACGGAAACGCAGCGCAGACCGCGAAAGAGCUCUCUAACCCUGACGCCCAGCUCCCAGACAUCUAUCCGUUUGCAUCACAGCUGUACCAACAGGAGCUUUCCGUUCUGCAGGGACAGAGUCCUCGGGGCUUCUUGGUGCAGGAGGAACUGUUUGUGGCUGUGGAGAUGCUGUCUGCCGUGGCGCUUACCAACCGAGCCCUAGAAGCCGGCGAUCUGAAUGCUUUCUGGGCCACUCUGGUUAGCUCUGCUCUAGGCCUGUCCGAGGUGGAGGAGGAGAACAUACAAAGGUAUUUCAACAAACUGUCCAAACGAAAACGGCGCUCCCAGGGCCCCUCGGAGUUCUUCAGCUGGAAUGAUCUACAGUCCUGUGUGAGUAACAUCAACCUCCACACACAAGAAGAACACGACAAAAUUCUGGCAGUAAGCCUCAUCAACGAGGCUCUUGAACAGGACAACCCCCAGAAAACCUUUACUGCCCUCCUGAUGCCGGCAGCGGGGCUCUCAGAUGUCACACUUCCAGUCGCCAGUCUGUACCACCAGAUCCUGACCAGUGCGCUACAGCACAAAAAGAAGAUGACGCAGGAUGCCUCAGCCGUGCUCUGGUUAGAGGUGAUCCAGCAAGGUGUGUCUACGGCCAACCAGGAGAACGCCGGAGCCAGGAAAAUGGCUCUGGGCAUAGCAGCCGCUAACCAAGCCGUCAAGGAAGGGAAAGCGUCCCAGACCCUGCGUGUCCUACGUAACCCGGAUGCAUUACUGUGUGGGGUGGUCAAAGAUUGUGCAGAGGCCUAUCAGACUGAACUUGGCGGAAUAAUGGACGCAAAAAGAAAACGGGGUGAUGUGACCAAUUAUUGGGUAAGGCACAAGGUAAAGGAUAGAACCGACUAUUUCUUCCACUUGCGCACAUUUGAGGGGACCUGGGACUGUCCGCCAGGCUUCAGUUCCAGCACCACGCACCUGUCCCGGGAGGAAAUUCAGUCGGCUAUCAACAGAGUAACAAGAGGUUUCCAGCGGGAGAAGCAGUGGGAGGCCAGCUCGGACAUUCUGGUGAAGCUGCAGGCACGCAUGAGGGGUUACCUGGUCCGUAAGGCCUUCUCAGAGCGGACACAUCUGCUGCUCAAGAAAGUGCCGGCUGUCACCCUGAUACAGGCACACUGGCGCGGUUACAGGCAGCGACAGGCUUACCUGCAGAGACUGCGCUACUUACGUAGGAAUGUAGACGCCGUUGUUAAGAUCCAGUCAUGGGUGAGAAUGUGGCUUGCCAGGAAACAACAUCGAGCAAGACUUCGGUUUUUCAAAAGGAACAUUGCCAGUAUAAUAAAAAUCCAGGCUUUUUUCCGGGCCAGCAAAGUCAGAGGGGACUACAGGAUGCUGGUCCAUGCCAAGAACCCCCCUCUGAGUACUCUUCGUAAGUUUGCCCACCUUCUGGAGCAGAGCGAGCGGGACCUCUGGGAGGAGCGGGAGGUCAUGAAACUGAGGGAGGAGGUGGUUAAGAAGAUCCGUUCUAAUCAGCAUCUGGAGAAUGACCUCAACCUGAUGGACAUAAAGAUCGGUCUACUGGUGAAGAACCGGAUCACUCUACAGGAAGUGGUUUCUCAUUGUAAGAAACUCACCAAGAAAAACAAAGAGCAACUCUCAGACCUGAUGGCCAUCGAUAAGCAGAAAGGGUUGAAGUCUCUGAGCAAGGAGAAGCGUCAGAAGCUGGAGGCCUAUCAGCACCUCUUCUACCUGUUACAGACUAACCCAGAGUACAUGGCCAGACUGAUCUUCCAGAUGCCACAGAACAAGUCCACCAAAUUCAUGGAGUCCGUAACCUUCACACUAUACAACUAUGCGUCUGAUCGCAGGGAAGCCUACCUGCUGCUCAAGCUGUUCCGCACCGCUCUGCAAGAGGAGAUAGACUCCAAGGUGGAUAGAAUACAAGAUAUCAUAACCGGGAACCCCACAGUCGUACGUUUGCUGGUGAGCUUUUACCGCAGUGCCAGAGGACAGAACGCCUUGCGCCAGAUCCUGGGGAACGUGGUGAAGGAGGUUUUGCAGGACAAAACCAUAAACAUUCGCAUCAACCCAGUGGAGACCUACAAGAGCUGGGUCAACCAAGUGGAAACGCAGACGGGCAAUAAGAGUACUCUGCCAUAUGACGUGACUCCGGAGCAGGCGCUCACCCACCCCGAGGUUCAGAGACGGCUCGAUAUCUCCAUACGUAACCUCCUCUCGGUGACGGACAAGUUUUUCUCCACUAUCUGCGCCAAUGUGGACCAGAUACCCUAUGGAAUGCGCUAUAUUGGUAAAGUUCUGAAAGAUUCUCUAAGUCAGAAGUUCCCGAAGGCCAGAGAGGAGGAUAUACACAAGAUUGUGGGGAAUUUGCUCUAUUAUCGCUUCAUGAACCCGGCUGUGGUGGCACCUGACGCCUUUGACAUCGUGGAUAUAUCAGCGGGUGGAACUAUCCAUCCAGACCAAAGACGAACGCUGGGCUCCAUUGCCAAGGUCCUCCAGCAUGCCGCGGCUAACAAGAUGUUCGAUGAUUCUCAUCUUGGCCUCGUCAACCAGUAUUUAGAGGUGACUCACUGGAAGUUCAGGAAAUUUAUCCGCACUGCUUGCAAUGUCCCAGAACCAGAAGACCGCUUUAAUAUAGAUGAGUAUUCGGAGAUGGUCAAUACCAUCAAACCUGUCAUCUACAUUACUGUUGGGGAAUUGAUCGAUACACACAAGUUGUUACUGGAACACCAAGAUGCCAUUGCCCCUGACCACAAAGAUCCAAUACAUGAGCUUCUGGAAGAUCUAGGAGAGCUGCCCACGGUACAUUCUCUAAUUGGCGAAAGCACCACUAACCUGCAUGACGCUGCCUCCGAACACGCUUUGGCCCAGCUCCGGAAACUGGAGAUGUCUCUUACACUCACAAACAAGUUUGAUAUGAUGGAGACCAACGCAGAAGAGAUGAGUACCCACGGCCUGCUACUCAGCACCAAGCACAUGCUGCUGGACAUCCUCCAGUCCCAGCCUGUGGACUCCCUAGCAGAGCUCCUCAACAUCUCUGCCUCCACACAGCAGGAAGCCUCACACUACAACUUAAUGCACCAGCGAGCCCUCCAGGACGCCCAGACGCCUGAGAAGAUGAGACGACAUCGAUCGCUGCUGGGCAACUGUCAGUUGUCUAUCGAGGACAAGAAGCGCAAGAUUAUCCGUAAUUUACGCAAACUAGAGAGCCUGGGACUGGUGUCCUUCGAUAAUCAGUAUCAGGACAUAAUCAAUAUGAUCGCUAAGGACAUACGGAAUCAGAGGAGAUAUCGGCAGCACAGGAAAGCUGAGCUGGUGAAGCUCCAGCAGACCACGCAGAGGCUGCACUGCAAGACUGCCUUCCAUGAGGAGCAGAUCGAUUUCUACAGUCAGUACAUCAAGACUUGUCUGGACAACCUCAGGGCCAACCAGAAGCCUACGGGAAAGAGUAAGAAGCAGAACACUCUGAACUACACCGCCACCAGGCUGCGCGAGAAAGGCGUCUUACUGGAGAUAGAAGAUCUACCCUUCAGCCAGUUCCGCAAUGUCAUCUUUGAAAUCACCCCCAGUGAGGAAGCUGGGAAGUUCCAAGUGAAGACCAAGUUCUUGGGAGUUGACAUGGAAAAGUUUCAGUUGAACUAUCAGGAUCUCCUCCAGCUGCAGUACGAGGGAGUGGCUGUUAUGAAGAUGUUCGAUAAAGCAAAGAUCAACGUGAACCUUCUCAUCUUCCUCCUAAACAAGAAGUUCUUCCGGAGUUAAACCCAUGAAACACCUCACUGAGAGAUCGGCUCUGCUUUCUGCAUCACUUGAGCCCUAGGGCCCUACCUACCGCACACUUGCAUGGCUUGCCUAGAUGUGUGAGGACAGCCCUCUAGUGGAGAAGAGAUCAACUGCAGCUAAUGUACUGUAUCUGCUUGAACCACAGUUUUUAAUCCCAGAAUUAAUGUAAAUGCUGCAGAUUAUUAAUAUUAAUCUAACGAGAGAUGUGCUGCUUUAUUCCCGUAGACACUUUAUUGCCUUUUACGUAAUCAUGGUCUGUUGAUAGCUGGUGUGUUCUCUUGAAACCUCUAGUUAAAUGUCUAUCAAAAUGGAAUUUUGCUGGAGUCUAUUGGGCAUAUAUAUCAAAGCUUGGAGAGCGUCCAACCAAUCCGCUCCUGUCAUUUUUUUUUUUUUUUUUCAAACACAGCCUGUAACAGGGAAUUUAGGAGCUGAUUGGCUGGUUCUUUAUCUGUCUCCAC